UCCCGCCCCCUCCUCGGCUGUCCUCGCCGUGCACGCGCGUGGUCCCCCGGUCGCGAAGAGGAGGAGGAUGUGGCGCGCGGAGGGGAAAUGGCUGCCGAAAACAAGCCGGAAGGACUGAAGAAAAUACGUAAUCCGGAUCGAAUGUACAGAUCUGCUGUCUGUUAUGCCGGCCAUGUCCCCCCUAAGGGUGUCGGUGAUGACAAAGAGAUGAACAAUGAACACGGACAUUUGAAAAUAUACCUGCCCAAGAAGCUGCUGGAAUGUCUGCCGAAAUGUUCCUCGCUGCCAAAGGAGCGCCACCGGUGGAACACCAAUGAGGAAAUCGCAGCUUACUUAAUAACAUUCGAAAAGCAUGAGGAGUGGUUAACAACUUCCCCUAAAACAAGGCCACAGAAUGGGUCGAUGAUACUGUACAACAGAAAGAAGGUAAAGUACAGGAAAGAUGGGUACUGCUGGAAGAAGAGGAAGGAUGGAAAGACCACGCGGGAGGAUCACAUGAAGCUGAAAGUGCAGGGUGUGGAGAACCCUGACAUUGUGCUGGUCCACUACCUGAACGUGCCGGCCAUAGAGGACUGCGGCAAGCCCUGUGGCCCCAUACUAUGCUCAAUCAACACAGACAAGAAGGAAUGGGCCAAGUGGACCAAGGAGGAGCUGAUUGGCCAGCUCAAGCCCAUGUUUCAUGGCAUCAAGUGGACUUGCAGCAACGGGAACAGCAGCUCCGGCUUCUCUGUGGAGCAGCUGGUGCAGCAGAUACUGGACAGCCACCAGACCAAGCCGCCCCCUCGGACACACAACUGUCUCUGCACGGGCACUCUGGGCGCAGGCAGCAGUGUGCAUCACAAGUGCAACAGCGCCAAGCACCGCAUCAUCUCGCCCAAGGUGGACCCGCGCUCAGGCGGCUAUGGAGGGGCGCACUCCGAGGUGCAGAACAAUGACGUCUCUGAGGGCAAAACGGAGCACAGCCACGGCAGCGGCAAGGGGGCAGGGGGCGGAGCCAGCGGCGGGGGCGGAGCCCGUGAGAAACGCAAUGGCAAGGUGCCCAAACCAGCACUGCUGCACCAGAGCAGCACGGAGGUGUCCUCUACCAACCAGGUGGAGGUUCCCGACACCACGCAGAACUCACCCGUCUCCAUCAGCAGCGGCCUCAACAGCGACCCUGACAUGGCUGACAGCCCCGUGGUGGCAGGCAUCGGCCAUGUGGCCUCCGUGAUGGGCGGCCUCUCACAGGGUGCUGCCGUAUUCAUGUCCGAGGUGACCGGCGACCCCGUCUACAGCAUGUCCCCCACUGGCGGGCCCAGCUCCCACCUCAUGGGCCCCGACGCCACCUCCCAAGGCCUGGUGUUAGCCGUCGCCUCAGAUGGCCACAAGUUUGCGUUCUCUGGCGGGGCGGGCGGCGACACGGGUGCAGCCGGAGCCACAGACGGGCUGGCCAUGCUGUCCGCUGCCGGUGUGUCCGAAGAGCUGGUCCUCUCCAGCAGCCUGGACUCUGGGGCCAUCAAACUGCCAGAGACCGCCAUGAAUUUCGACCCCGACUGCUUCCUCAACAACCCCAAGCAGGGCCAGACCUAUGGUGGCAGCGGCCUGAAGGCAGACCCCAGCUCCUCCGGCGCCUCAUCCUCCUCGGGCAGCGGCAGUAGCAGCAACGGCGGCCUGCAGCGCUCUCCCCCGCUGUCCGAUUCCAGCUACGUAUUCAGCUCCUCACUGGUGAAGAACAUCAAGACAGAGGACACCUCCUUCGAACAGCAGUUGGCCAAGGAAAGUGGCUACCAAGUGGGCCCGGCCGUGACCGGCGGAAAUGGUGUGCCGGGCUCUGCAGGCACCUGCUCGGCCCAGGGCUCCCUGACCCUGACUCCUGCAGGCUCUCUGCUGCCCUCUGGUGGUGGGCUAAGUCCCAGCACCACUCUGGAGCAGAUGGACUUCAGUGCCAUUGAUGCAAAGCAGGAGUACCCACCUGGCACAGCAUCAGGGGGCUAUGGCCAGUCUAUUUCCAGCCCACAUCUUGCCCACCAGAGCCGUUCGCCCAGCUUUUUCCUCCAGGAGGCGCCCAAGACCAGCCCAUCCCAGCAGGGCCGACAGGGCUCCGGACAGAAGUCGCACCUACUGGAGCACAACUCCCACGACUCAGGUGCUUAUCUGGGCCUGCAGGUGGUCCGGACCGACUCCCCCAGCAGCAACGGGCACCUCCACCAUCACCAUACCCACCAGAGCCAGCACAGGGCCCCCAGCUGCAAUGGUGGGUCCCCAGCCGAAGCAGCUGGCCAGGCGAGCUCUCUCCAGCUCCUGCAGUACCAGGGCGCUUUCCCCGGCCUAGGCCCGGAGCACGAGGAGGUAGUGGGCUUGGAUCAGGCAGGCAAUGCUGGAGUCGUGGGCCAGACGGGGGCCACAGAGAAUGGAGCAGAGGGCCUACUGAAAUCCGGGAAUCACCUUCAGGCCUGCAGGGGCGGCGGCGGAGAAGAAGGGGGCGCCGAUCACUACUUACAGCAGGGAGCAGACGGGGCUGGAGGUGGAGGCGGGGAUGGAGGGGGACUGAGCAACGGGACCUCUGGCGGCUCCGGGGCUUCCCAGCAACAGCUGCAGCCCCUCAUGCAGGGUGCAGGACUGGUACAGGGGCUCUACAGUGCCCACCAGGCCUUGGGUGGAGCUGGGGCGGGAGCAGGCAGUGGUGGGGGCCUGGAGAUCAGCCUGGACCACUUUGACAUCUCCUUCGGCAAUCAGUUUUCUGACCUCAUUAGCGAUUUCAUCGCCGUGGAUGGAGCAGGGACAGCAGUGGGACCUGGUGGGGCCCUGUAUGCCCACCAGCUGGUAGCCCCACCCAGCGGUGCUGACGGCCAGGCCAGCUCCACCGGGGCGCCACCCCAAGGUCAGGAGGACACGGGGGCGAGAGGGACCGGCUACAACCCUGCUGAGCUCUGCCUGCAGACCUGCUGCAGUCCCCAAGCCGGGGGGGUGUCCGGGGAGGCGGGCUCCCUGGCCUUCAUGCACGUGGCUGAGGUCGUGUCUGCCGCUGUGGCCCAGGGGGCGCUGGGGAUGCUGCAGGCCACUGGAAGGCUCUUCAUGGUCACUGACUACUCCCCCGAGUGGUCCUACCCAGAGGGUGGCGUGAAGGUGCUGAUCACAGGUCCUUGGCAGGAGGCUAACAGCAGCUACAGCUGUCUGUUCGAUCAGAUCUCCGUCCCCGCCUCCCUGAUCCAGCCCGGCGUGCUGCGCUGUUACUGCCCUGCUCAUGACACAGGGCUGGUGACGCUGCAGGUGGCUGUCAGUAACCAGAUCAUCUCCAAUUCCGUGGUGUUUGAGUACAAGGCCCGCGCCCUGCCCUCGCUGCCCUCCUCCCAGCAUGACUGGCUCUCCCUGGAUGACAACCAGUUCAGGAUGUCCAUUCUGGAGCGGCUGGAGCAGAUGGAGCGGAGGAUGGCCGAGAUGGCCGGCCACCACCAGCAGGGCGGCGGCGGAGCCUCCGGGCCUGGCGGAGGAGCAGGUGACAGCGGAGGCGGUAAUGGAAGCAGCGGAGGCAGCAGCAGCAGCCAGUCGCAGGCUCAGGGCCCCGCCGGCAGCUCCUUCGAGAGCCGGGUGGUAGUGGUGUGCGAGAAGAUGAUGAACCGGACCUGCUGGGCGAAGUCCAAGCACCUGAUCCACUCCAAGACGUUCCGCGGCAUGACGCUGCUGCACCUGGCAGCCGGUCAGGGCUACGCCACCCUCAUUCAGACUCUCAUCAAGUGGAGGACCAAGCAUGCAGACAGCAUUGACCUGGAGCUGGAGGUGGACCCUCUCAAUGUGGAUCACUUCUCCUGCACCCCUCUGAUGUGGGCGUGUGCACUGGGCCACCUAGACGCAGCAGUGGUGCUGUACAAGUGGGACCGAAGGGCACUUGCCAUCCCGGACUCGCUGGGCCGCCUGCCCUUGGCCAUCGCUCGAUCCCGCGGCCAUACCAAGUUGGCUGACCGCCUGGAGCAGCUGCAGAGGGAGGAGCAGCCUCCACCCACGUCCCCACCCUCCACCCCUCGCGUCUCCUUCUCUCCCAACCCGGACCCUUCUGCCCCUGACGGGUGGAUGGUUGCCUGGAACAGUGAACCAGGAGUGGCGCCGGUGGGGCAUAAAGGCGGAGUCUCCGCAGCUCAGGCCACACCCCUCAACCCAGACUUGAGAAGACCCAGGUCUGAGUCAUCCAGCUACCACGGCGGCGAGUGUCAGCGGGACAUUCCCCUCGCCAAGAAACACAAGCCCAACCCCGAGCCCUCCCAGGCUCGCUCCGACAAGGGCCAGCCCACGGCUCUGGGCCUGGAGCAGCAGCGGCUCCAUAAGCUGCCCGGCAGCUUGAAGACCACGCUCCCUCAGAGCCUGGGCCCAGAUGGCGGUUUGGAGGGCAGCGGAGGGGCAUCCCAGGCCAAGCAAGGGGCCUUCCAGGGCCUGGGCAACAGGUGGAGCUCCAGGGAGGUGUACCUCGGCGUGGCACCGGGGAGGAAGGGUGGAGGAGGUGGAGGAGGCCCGGGAAAGGACAAGCUGGCCAGCAGGCUGCGUCAGCGGGAGGCCGCCAGCGCCCUGGUGAUGUCAGAGCGGGAGAUGGCUGAGCCAGAGCUGCUCUCCUACCGAGAUGACUUGGAGAACCAGAGCUGCAUGACGCACAUGGAUGACCUACAGGUGAACAUGAUGACCCUGGCGGAACACAUCAUCGAGGCCACACCUGAACGCAUCAAGCGGGAGAAUUUUGUCGCCAUGGAGACUGUGCCCAUGGAUAGUACGGGCAUCAGCACCACCAUGAGCUGGCUGGCCAGUUACCUGGGCGACAUGGAGCACCUGUCCAGUAUCAUACACCUGCGGUCCUUGUACAGUGAGCCCCUGACUCCCUCUUCCAACCCCAGCCUCAGCCCUGGCAGCUCCCCCCUCGGGGAGGGGCCCUUCGACAGCCCCAGUCUGCUCUCCCCGGCUGACUGGGGUGACUUCCUGGGCGCCUCCAAUAGCAAGGCAGAGCGGGACCUGGCGCAGCUGACCCUGUCCGACCCCGAGCAGCGGGAGCUGUACGAAGCCGCCCGUCUGGUGCAGACCGCCUUCCGCAAGUACAAGGGACGCCCACUACGGGAACAGCAGGAAGUAGCCGCUGCAGUGAUUCAGCGCUGCUACAAGAAGUACAAGCAGCUAACAUGGAUAGCCUUGAAGUAUGCACUUUAUAAGAAGAUGACGCAGGCCGCCAUCCUUAUCCAGAGUAAGUUCCGCAGCUACCACGAGCAGAAGAAGUUCCAGCAGAGUCGGCGAGCUGCCCUGCUGAUCCAGCAGUGUUACCGCAGCUACAGGGAGUUUGGUCGGCUGAAGCCUCGUCGUCAUGGCACCACCACCACCACCAUGGUGCAGCACAAACUCAGAAGCAGUCUGUUAACCAAGAAGCAGGACCAGGCUGCCCGCAAGAUCAUGAGGUUUCUCCGCCGUUGCCGCCACAGCCCCUUGAUGGACCAUAGGCUGUUCAAGCGGAGCGAAAGAAUUGAGAAAGGCCAGGGAACAUGAAAGUGUCCAGAGGAGUCCCUUGAAGAUGUGACAUCACUCUCCAGACUUUUUUUCUGUUUGUACCAAACAUUUUACAAGUGGACAAUUCAAUUCAAAAAUACAGUGAAAGCACUGCAAUUAUUACUACUACAGCAGGCGUCCUACAGUGGAUUCUACUCCUGCUACUACACACGCUACAGCCGUCUCUUUCUUUUUUGUAUUCAGUUUUUCCGUUUGUCUUUCUGUAAGGGGGAAGCUGCGAGUCCUGAAGGAUUAAAAACUACGGGGGAAAACGGAGGGAGGACAUUCGCUUUGUGGCAUUUUUUGCACUUUUUCAUGGAUUGAUUUUUUCAUUUUGGCAUGAGGGUGGGGGGAACGGAACAAAAACAACGGGACAAGACUGUCAUCUUUGUCCUCCAGCGGAUAACGAACGGGAAUUCAAAAUGCAAAAGCGUCAUACACAUGUGGGGACCUUCUUUUAAAUAUCUCAUUAUUUAUUUUUUUAAAAAAGAGACUAACGCAUUUGGAGACAAAAAAAAAACACACGAACCAAAAAUUGUUGAUAACACGUUGACCCUUUUGCACGCAAACUCCUAUUCACAGCCUGAUAAAUCCAUUAUGGUCAGAAAUGCUUUUUUUCCUCCGUUAUUUAUUUUGCUCUGUCUGCCUUGUCAACCAAUCAAAUGUGACGGAGCCACACAUGAAUGUAAGAAAGGUGUGGCCAGAAAAUUUGAGUUAAAGCAUAUCCUUUAUUUUGUUGUCUUAGUUGAGGGCUAAUGUAUGUUAGUGGUGGAAUCAAAUCCAAGGAACAAGUUUGAUAUACUUACAGUCUUUUAUUUUUUUCUGGCUGGGAUUCGUUUUUGCUUUCGAUUUUGUGUUUUGUUCAGUUUGCUUGUCUCCUGCAAGUCCUGUGGCUGUUUUAUUUAAAAAAUGAAACGAAAUGCAUGCGUCCUGGCACAAAAAUGCCUACUUAGAUAAUUCCCUGGCUUCAUGCUUGAAUUCUGAACAAAAAAAGUACCAUUUUAUUUAUAUAUGUUAUUUAUUUAUGUAUUUAUUUUUCCUCCACUCAAUGUAGUGAUGAUGUCGCGGUGUACCCAGCACUUCCCCCAACCCCAAAUCAUUUCCUCUGUUUAAUGUAAACAUGUCACCCACUGCUUCAUUCACUUUCAGUUCUUUUUUAGAUUAUUUAUCAUUCCCUUUGUCCGCAUUACAUUUUGACUCAGUUACAGUCGUGAAGGUUAUUGUGUUGUCCUGUUUUAAACGAACUUCGGAAGCCGUAAAAGGCUUUUGAGGCGAAGAUCACAUACAUUGCCUUGACUUCUUAGGGAUCCUUUGAAGUCCCUUUACUGGGGGUAGAAAAAUCCGUAUUUUUGACUAUUGAGCAGUUUCUGUAUAUAAUGAAGGUCGAAGGUACAUGGAGAAAAAAAAUGUUUAUCCGAAGGGGAUUGUAUUUAAAAAAAUAUAUAUUAUUUUAUUCAUAAAAGGUGACAAUAACAUGGUAAGAGAGAAAAACAUAAUAUUUGUAUAGUUCUGUUUGAAUGCUCAAGAAGUAUGGUUGUAUGGUUGUAUUGUUUGUAUAUAGUGUACAUACCUGGGGAUAAAACGAGCUACGUGCAUGAACAUUUAAGACAUGAACAGACAAACAAAAAAAAAAGAUUAAAAGCAUUAGUGGCUAUGGUCUGUAAAAUGAUUCAAACUAUUUCACUAUAAGAGUAUUUUAUUUUAUUUGAAAUGUUCUUAAAAAGAACAUUUUGCUAAAGCAUGACCUUACUGCAAAAGUUUAAAAAAAAGUAUUUAGAGUUAGGGAAAAGGCAAAAUUAACUUAAGACAAAAAAAAGAGGUUAUGUUAUUUUUCCUUCUUUCCUUUUUUGUUCUGGGCUACCAAGAAUUUUAUCUUUUUUGCCAAUGGUGCCAAGUAAUGUGAAUGCUAUAUUGCUUAACAAGAGAAUUAAGUUAUAAUCUUUGCAGAGCAGAUAAUCAUAUGACAAAAUAGCUUAGCAUUAAAUACCAUACAAUUCACUUGACCAGUGAGUACAGACGGAUCUACACACAGUGGGAAAGGAGAGAAAAAUAAUCUCAUCGAUAACAGUUUUUUCUAUCUUGUGUUGCUCAUUUCGUGUCACUGGUGUCUAGAAACUGGUUAGAUUUUUCAUCAUACAGCACGUGGAUUUUCAAACCGUUUUCAGAGUACACAACAAGGCAUACAUUUAAAAAGAUAAAUCAAAACAAGACUGUAUGUCUUGAAAACAGCGUUGUCUGUUGUCAUACGGGCAAAAAAAAAUGUAAAUGAGGAGGAGUUGUAUCUGCUUGUGUUUCUGGGCGGCAGGAAUUGUAAAUAGCGGGUGAGGUCCGUGAAAACUCCAGCACUUCUCACUAGUAGCGUUAAAUUUAGGCACAGGCGGGCAACAGCGUUACGCUUUACUGUGCAGCCAGAAUGACAGAAGAUGCACACCGUGCCAUGCAUUUAUCAGUAUUAUAGGAGGCGAUGGGUUGUUCUUGCAGAAUUUUCCCUGGGAAGGGGAAGACUAGUGAUCUUUGCUGGCUGGAGCUUUCAUCUGACUGAGGCUGCUACCGAUCUGUGGGUCCCAAACCUCGUGGAAAACAAAAGCAACCCGAGCGACAUGCGUGCUAUCUAACGGGACUCCUGUAUUGUACUGUACGAAAGAGGGACGUCUCAAUACUCCGCGGUGCUACACGAGGACGUCCAGGGCAGAGAUCGGUGUGCUUGACGUUUGCAGAAAGGUCGAAUUCGAAUUGGCUUCUGGUUGGACAGUCCAUUUGACAAACUGUGAUUAACUGACUACAUAAAUCGAGAAGCACUGUCGCGAAGCGUUGCCCACGUUUUUGGGGAGGAAUGUUAAUCUGCUGAAUUUGUGAAAAAGAGCGAACAGUGAGCAGACUUCAGGCAGUGUCGGUAAUGCCAUUUAAACCAGUUUUAUCAGUUGACAAUGCAUGGCAAAAACUUUCCAGUUUGUUGCUGUUGUUUUCGACUCUGCUUCCAGAUAUGUCUGUGCACUGUUGUUCUUAUGUUGUGAUUAUGUGCAUAACUAUAAUGUUUUCUUUUUUUUUUGUUUUUCGUUUGUUUGUUUGUUUGUUUGUCUGUUUCAGUGGCACAGACUUGUAAACCAGAUGUAAACCGGAGUUUUCUCUAGAGUGUUAACAUAGAAAGUGCCUAUCCACAUCCUGUCAGCGGCAGACAAAAUUUCAGAAAGCAUGCAAAGUGGUAAAAUAAGGACAACCUGGCCUAUUUUUUAAAACGAGUUGUUGUAGUUUGAAAAUUAAGACGUUUGACAAUUGUCAUAUUAUUAUAGCAAGACGGGGAAAAUGACAAUUCUAAAUUCUUUUCCACAGGCCUUUUUAAAGGUUUUGGUUGUGUCUCUCGGCUUUCCAGCGUUGGUUUCAUUUUCCCCUUUUGUAAGCCCGCAUUAUGAACUUUUCCGGGGUGCCGUCAGAUUGUCACAUUCUGGAGACCUAAUUUUCCUGUUGAAAUUGCCUGCUAAUUCAACUGAUAUUUGCCUUGCAUUCAUCAAUCCGGUAGGGGUAUAGGAUGUGAACUAUUGCACCGCUGUGGUAAAUUGAGAACGUCUUAUUACACUUGCAUGGGUUACAUAGAUAACUUGGUGACUGUACAUCACCUGAAGCAUGCUAUUUUUUCUAAUACUGGUAGUCAGGUAGACUUGUAUAAAGACUUACUGUUCUGUUUAACAGUGAAUGUUGGUUUAACGUGUCGCAGAACUUGAGAAAGACACAGGGCUUUUCAAUGCAAGGCAAAAAAAAAACGUUAUCAAAAAGAACAAAUAAGAUGUUAUAGUCAGUAUUCUUUGACCACGUUUCCUGGAGCAACGAAAAUUUUGUACGAACGCGGUUUAUUUAAAAGUUAUUUGAUAUAUAGGCUAUUUAUCUUUUUUUAUUAUUAAUUUGGUCAGGAUAGUGUUCUUCCAACUUCCAUAACACAUACAGAUGUUACCUCGGGAUCAUGACUAAGUACUUUUGCCACCUACCAAACACAAACUCUCACGCGUACUGUACACAUAUUUGGAUGUGAGGAUGUUUCAGCUUCACUAUAUGCAUAUAUGACAUAGAGCAACUCCAUGUACGGUUCUAAUAGCUUAGAGAUGCGUUUGCCUCCCUUUUGUAUUUUUGACUCAGGGUGCCAAAGCGGGGAGGGGGAAGUGAAGCAGGACACCUGGGGCUCAAUCCUGGGAAGUUUGGGGGGCAUCUACAAAUACACGCAGAAGAGAGGACUGCACCUCUCUAGCACAGGGUUUCCCCAGCGGCAAAGUAAACACGGGUGUCCAUCGCAGAUUACGGUUAUACUGAACCCAUCGUAUGUCGUUUAUUUUGUUUCAGAGAGCGAAGUCGACUGGGCUGUUUUUUUCCCACCAGUUUACGGUUGUCCCUAGAGAGAUCGCAGGGAAAAGGGGAAAGGUCUUAAUGUCAGCUUUAUCAUGUACUGUUACGCUCUUCUUAAUGGAUUGUUCAGUCAGUUGUUUUCUAAGUCUCGGUCUCUGCUAUUCGUUGGUAUAUGUUGAUGUUUAGGUAUUUAAAUUUCAAACGAAGCUGUCUUACGUUAACAGUAUUCUGUUUUUAUGAUUGAGGUCCAAUUAGCACUGGUAAGGUGGUAGUGGCCUUAAAAUUAUUGGGGGGCAGCAAAUUCCUUAGAUACCCACUCAACUUAUGAAGGAAAACAAAAAGUUUAAAAAGAAAACGUCCAAACUUCCCAAAUAAGCAGCGUCAGCUAAAAUUGUGGCAAAAGCGUUGCUCGAUUUCCCCAAUCUAUGGAACAUCAGCUGCAAUAUCGAUAUACGUUAAAACUUUCAUGUACCCUCCGCGUACCAACUAAAAUAUAAAAGGCAGGUUGAAAAAGGUUAAAACUGCACUGUGUAGUAUAAGCUAUGCACGUGCAGCUAACAGAUCCGUGUCUUGUUUUUUUUUUCGUUUCGUUUUUUUUUUUGGUGGCCGUUAAAUUCACCCUGAGGCGUGGAAAAUCACACUGCUGUUAGCUCAAGGAGAAAACUGACCACUGGAAAAAAAAAACAAUGACUAUUCAUGUAUUGUGCUGUUUUGUUUUUAGACAUAACCUAACUCAGGGUCUAGUGAUGCUUAAUAGGUAAGAGUCUUCACUCAAAUGUUACUCUGACAAUGCUUGUCUGGUGUCAUCUCCUUGCCUGACCCUUUUUCUAAGGUGACCCACACAGGUUGCUGUUAUCCACCGUUAUAAUGUCAAAAGAGCGUCCAGAGUCCAAUGUAAAUAUUUAGUUCUAAUACUACUAACCACCGUCCUUUAUGAAAGAACAUUCUUAAUGGUAUCAGGCACCUUUCGCAACAGUUCAGGGUGAGUUGCCACUGAACACCAAUAUUUUUAUCAAUGACACAAACAUUGCAUUUUUUUAAAUGUAGUGUUUAUUGGAAAUAAGUACCUGUUGUAGCCUAUAGGUUCAUAGAGUUUAAUUGAAGUAUACAUUUUAAAUAUACAUAUAAUUUAAGACAUAAAAAUACGGUACAAUAUAUUGAUGAUUUUCUGGUUAAAUAAUCUUUAUCAUUAUGUUCCCUUUAUAGAGUUUCAUUACAAAUAUAUAUUACGGAACCCGUUUAGUGUUUAAAUGUGCAGUCUGCAGACUUGUAGCUGCGCGUUUAUGAAGCACCAUGAGCUUAAACCACGAAAAGCUUGAGAGAUUCCUUGUUGACAAUAUCCUUGUGAGGCAUCUUGCUGUUCAGAAUGGCAGCUUGUGAAAAUAUCCACUGUAAGCUAAACUGAAUAUAGAAUAUAUUUUAAUAUGUCAAAAUAUACUUUAGUGUAAUAAAAGUAUGUAUAACAAAUAUUGUAUAGCAAAAUGUCAAAUGUAAUAUCUAGAUAUUCCAAAAUAAUAUUUUACAAUAUAUUGUAUGAUAUAUACAUUGAGCUGUAUGCGAGAGGCAAUAAUGUAUAUAUUCUCAAACAGGGGCACCAUAAAGGGGGGGAAGUUAGGAUGAUUCCAAGGGCCCCUGACUGACAGGGGCCCUAAAAAAUGCUCAACAUAAUUAGAUUGGUCUGGAUUGAGGGCCCAAAUUGAUAUGCUUUCAUGGGGCCCAAAAUCUCUGUCAGCACCCCUGUUCUCAAAUAUGACCAAUAUAUAUUUUGACAUAUUGGAAAUAUAUUUUGAAUAAUAAUUUUUUUUUUUUGCAAAAAUAAAUUUAUUCAUUUUAGUUGACAAAUCCGCUGCAUAAUUGUAUUAUGAUUUAUCAGUAUUGAUUUAAAAAAAAUGUAUACAAGCCUUGUUAUUUAGCACAAGCUGUUAAAUAGUACGCCUCAAUUAGUUGAAGUUCCUUAUGUUUGUAAAGUAAGCAGCACGGAUGGAUAUUGAGAUUCAGCCCUAAUUGAUUUAGCGGAAUCAGUAGGGCCAGGCGUGUUCCGCCUCCGUGUGUCGUUUUGGAGCGUGUCCAUCGGCGCCUCACCUCCGCCUUUACGAUCAUUCUCUCUGCCCGUCGAGCAGUGACAUUUCCUCCUCUUCCUCUCACGCACCUGAACACGAAAAAAUAGGCAGGCGUAUAGCGGGACAACCGGGUAGAAAUACACCGUGUUUCAGCUUUCCACUUGUGAACACAGAGCAAUAAACACUUCUUUCUCUUUUUCUUUUUAUGCGAGGAUUUAUAGAUCUAACGAUGACAAAAACAAUUGGACACACAUCGUCGACCUACGAUUAUGCAAUUGCUAGUAUUGCGAGACAGGCGUUCCGUAGCUAAUGUGCCGCGAUAAUAUGACACCCUUGACCUAACUGCACGUUUUCAUCAUUAAAAUAAAAAAAGGAAAACAAAAAAAGCUAGCCCUGCUUUUUUAUCAAGGCAGUGGGCUCCAACACUUUGCAUGUAAAUCUAGUGUUAGUUCUCUCUUCUUCAGCGCUCUCUCCCUCUCUCCCUCUGUCUCUUUCCCUCUCUGUCUUCCCCUCCCUCCUUUUCUCACCCCUAUAGGUUCUAUAGUUCUUGUUUUCUGUUCUCCUAAUCUCUUUUGCUCUCUCUUUUUCUACCCCUUUUUAAUUUUUAUUUUUGUAAUAGUGCAUGUAAAAGCGUCACUGAAUCGAUGGAUAUGUUAAAAAAAAAAAUACAAUUCAGCUGCUGAAGCCAUGCAAAAUAUUUUGAAUUGCCCUUAAAAAUAUGGAAGAUGUUUUCUGAAUGCUUUAUAUUCUUUCUGCUGUAAAAUAAUAAAAAGGAAAAAAAUUAUGAAAAA
Molecule: messenger RNA, 12676 nt
Organism: Brienomyrus brachyistius
Lineage: Eukaryota; Metazoa; Chordata; Actinopteri; Osteoglossiformes; Mormyridae
Gene: camta1a
Product: calmodulin binding transcription activator 1a
Exons: 23
Coding region: 88-5493 (1801 amino acids)
Biological process (GO): regulation of transcription by RNA polymerase II
Cellular component (GO): nucleus
Molecular function (GO): double-stranded DNA binding; protein binding; transcription coregulator activity
Source: RefSeq, a predicted model, not a curated record